This is a messenger RNA of Symbiodinium necroappetens, 1173 nucleotides long. Lineage: Eukaryota; Dinophyceae; Suessiales; Symbiodiniaceae. The record is from the annotation of a GenBank genome assembly.
AUGGCAACAUUGUGGGAGCAGGGUGCAGCUGACAGACAGGUGGUGAUCGAUGCAGGAGCCGCCAUUCGUCUGAAGCGAUUAGAACGCUUCGGAGGGGAGCUCCUCACAACGAGUGGGGUUUAUGCCGAGGUGCGAGACGAGCAUGCAAGAGCCCUUCUGCAGACGCUGCCCGUUGAGCUGAAGGUCCUGGAGCCUCGACCAGAGGACAUUGUCUUUGCAAAGCAAUUUUCCAAGGCCACAGGUGACUUUGGCUUUUUGUCUACGAACGACCUCGAUUUGAUUGCACUCACCGUGCGGCUGCACCGCGAGGCACAUUUGUCCCUCAAAGACCGACCUGCAGCGCUGGAGACUCGCAGCGAAGGACGUGCCGUUCCGUUUGAUUGGGGUCCACAGCGUGCCCCUGCAACGACCUCCACCGAUGCAGGUGGUGUGCAGCAGCCUGCGACAGAAGAGGAUGCGCAAGGCGACGAUGGUUGGGCUGUAGCACGUGGACGUCGUACGAGGGGGGCAAGGGCGGGAGGUCUGAAGAGUGAUGGACAGCGAGCAGCAGAGCUUCCACAGUCUGUCGAGGACGCCCGUCCAGACGAGGAAGCGAAGACCAUGACCCCUCCGGAUCAGACGACCACGACGGCCCCAUCUGUUGACACCGAGGGCGGUGGCAUCCCAAAGUCAGACGACGAGCAAGCCGUUCGCGAGACGCAGGAUGCCGGGGAUGCUGGGGCAGAGCUGCAGGAGGAUGGGGACCUAAGUGAAGAUGGAAGUAGUGCCGGCGAGUGGGUCACAGAGGAGAACAUGCACAGAUUUGGGAUUGGUAUCCAACCGAAAGCUGACCUGCGUGUCACUUGUGCAACGGCCGACUACUCCGUGCAGAAUGUACUGCUGCAAAUGGGAAUUACUCCGCUGACCUUUGACGGCUAUGCGGUGAAAAGCGUCAAACUGUGGGGCCUGAUUUGCAGGGCAUGUGGCCAUUUCCAUCGGGACUCAUCGAAGGUGUUUUGCCCAAAGUGUGGCAAUGACACGGUCGUGCGAGUCCCGAUCGUUGUGGAUGAGGACGGUGUUCCUACCGUGGUCAAUUCUGGGAGGAAGCUCAGGACAAAGGGUACGGUGUUCUCCAUGCCCAAGCCGCAAAGUGGCAGGGUGUGGAAGCCGAUUUUCGCAGAGGACAGAGUGUGA